This is a messenger RNA of Spinacia oleracea (spinach), 1177 nucleotides long. RefSeq lists its product as uncharacterized. The record is from RefSeq and is a predicted model, not a curated record. Gene Ontology annotation, cellular component: membrane. Bases 70 to 906 code for a protein of 278 amino acids. Gene Ontology annotation, biological process: protein retention in ER lumen. The transcript has 7 exons. Gene Ontology annotation, molecular function: ER lumen protein retrieval receptor activity. NCBI's taxonomy places the organism in Eukaryota, Viridiplantae, Streptophyta, Magnoliopsida, Caryophyllales, Amaranthaceae.
AACUAAUUUUCAACCACCUUUUAUCGAUCUAUAUAUGUUCGGAUUUCUGGUAAUUAACAAGUGAAUAUCAUGGGGGACAAGAGGGCAACUCCGACACCGGUGAAUCGGCUAGGGAGAUGGGUUCGGAGUCGCUCGGUGAGACAAAAAGUAACCAUGGGCGCGGUUGCAGCAUUAAUGUUGCUGGUUUUGUUGAAAGUUCUUGUCAAAAAACGCAGCCACUACUUUGUUGCUACUCAAGUUGCUCAUUCUGCUGGGAUCUUAGUCUUAAUUUACAAACUCACUAUCACCAAAAAUUGUUCCGGUCUAUCAUUGAAGACUCAGGAGCUUACAGUGGUAUUCUUAAUGAUGAGAAUUAUAUGCCAUUUUACUCUCGUACAUGAUAUACAUAUUGUACUUGAUACUCUAAUCCUCGGAUCUACUCUCUGGGUCAUCUAUAUGAUACGUUAUAAGUUAAAAAGAACGUACAUGCAUGACCUUGACAACUUGCCUUUGAGAUAUGUGUUGGUGCCUUGUGCUAUUGUCGCGGUGAUCGGGCAUCCUGGAUGGCAAGGGCCCUGUGUGAGGAGGUUCUUCUUUGUUUAUAGUUUGACAAUUGAAGCCGUUUCUGUACUUCCUCAGCUUCAUUUGAUACAAAAUGCUAAGAUGGUUGAACCGUUUACUGCCCAUUACGUCUUUGCCAUGGGGGUGGCAAGAUUCUUCUCAUUCGCUAAUUGGAUGAUUAUGCUUAUCGACACUAAAGGAUCACUAAUGACACAAAUAGGGAGGGGACGUCUUUAUUUACUAGUGGCUCCGCUAUCUGAGGUGGUUCAAACUUUCAUCUUGGCCGACUUCUGUUAUUACUACGUAAAGAGUGUGAUGGAAGGACGGCGCUUGAUGAAGCUACCAUCACUUGUCUCAGUUGUGUGAAAUUUGGAUAUAUAUAUAUAUUUGAUUAUUGCAGCAAUAAAAUUACUUUGUAUUAAUUGUGUUCAUUUGGAGAUGCGUAAGUUAGUAUGCACUUGUAAAUUACUCAGGCAUGAACUUGAGCACAUAUAAAUUGUUCAUAUGGUGAAGGUCAUGCUGAAUGCUAACAUUUGUUUAAUGUUUAACGGCGCUAAAAAAACAUUACCCCCGUAUAAUUUAAAUAUGACUAAUUUCACUAAAUAAUAUUCCCUCCGUUUCUUUUUGUUUGUUACCU